UUGCUUCACGUAACACACGAAAACCGGGGAAUGCCUCCAAGCAUUCUCCACCUUGUAUAAAUUCUUCAGUGAGAGAUCUUUCUUAGGAGAUUCAUUCGUGAAACAAGUUUUGACAAGACGCAUCUUCUCUAUCCUCAUUAAGGAAAUACAUUCAAGAAUGAAGGGGAUCUACAUUACGAUAUUGCUGGUAGUUUCGGCUACAGCUUUACCAAAUCCGGAUACAGAAAAACAGACACCUUCCAAAGUGGAAACAGAGUCUCAGCCAGCCACAGCUAGAGCAGCCCGGUUUGAUGAGAGAAAAUUCAAUAGCAACAAGCAAGCUGCACCUACCUCCAACGAUCUGGACACAAACAAGAAACAAGUAUCUCAGUUCCUAACAUCUAAAAACGUUAUUCGUACUCUCGUGAAGCUGAUUUUUGGCAACGAUGAAGAAAGCGCUGCGACAUCAAAACAAAUCCUAAAUAUUUUUGUCAGUGUUCUGGACAUGUUAAAGAGCACAUUAGGUCAGAGGGCAAGAUCUGCAACAUCUAGGGGGUCUCGAGCUGUUUUAGAUGAUGCUGCCAUAGCCAGUGCUUCUCUUCUUAAAGGCUACAUUCGGGCAUUUAUGACAAAUAACAACACUUGUGUGCAAAAGUACUUAUGUGAAGCAAGCAAGGAGGCUGUUAAUGACGGUAGAGAAGUCGGAUAUCUGAUCGCCCAAAUUGGAGGAUAUGCGGCAAGUUAUGCUUUGGAAACUCAGAAAGCUGCUGCAUUCCAAGAAAAUUAUGCUGCAUCGCGCCGAGGUCGAAGUGGAGAAGACUGCAAAUCGAUCUAUCAAGUGUGUAACGAAGUUGAAUAGUCGGUCACAUUUCUGAAGACUACUUAUCAUACCGCACCGAUUUCUGUUAGCUGGACUGACAAUCAUUGACACAUUGCACUUUUUUUAGAAACUUGUAUUUUAUGUUUAUAAGAGUGAAAUUCGCAUAUGUGAAUAUCUCCUAACAUGUAAUAUUUUCCAAACAGUUAUUUAUUAUAAUUUUUGUUUUCACCAUACACUUUUGCCUAAUAGCACACUUUGAAUUCAUAUAUUAUUGUGUUUCAUGACAAUGUUUUUUUGUUUUUUGUAAUAAAAUGAAAAGCACUCA
Messenger RNA from Stegodyphus dumicola, 1124 nucleotides. RefSeq lists its product as uncharacterized. NCBI's taxonomy places the organism in Eukaryota, Metazoa, Arthropoda, Arachnida, Araneae, Eresidae. The record is from RefSeq and is a predicted model, not a curated record.